GAUGUCGGCUUGUUCACAUAAAGGAAAAAGCUGUCUUGCUUUUGUUCAGCCUCUGGUUUCCCGGCGUCAAGUCAGUUUUCUCACAACUUUGAUCCCGGCGACAAUAUUCUGCUGCCUUGGUCCUCGGAAACUGAACUGACUACCCAUUUCCUGUUUCUUCCAUUCCGGUUACUCCCCUUUUUCCUUCGACGGUGACUGAUAUGGUGGCCGGAGGCUGUCUAUAAGUUAUAUUUUCAUCUGGUUGCUAAAUAUUGAUGUGGCUUUCUUUUCCGUUUUAUGGAUUCCUUUGUCAAUUGGAAUAGCUAUUAAAGUGUUUCUGUGGGAUUUUGGCUUUUUGGGCACCAACAGCAGUUUUUACAUGCUUUUACAUGCUUUGUUGAUGCCGAUGUUUCAGCUGCAAAGUUCUGGUUUUGGCGUUUUCAUUCUAGCAGAAGAAGUCCAUUCUUUUGGAAUUUACUCCUGAUCAAGAUUGCUCCUACUGAAAAAGGGGCGUUCGUGUUGAGUUUCUCAUCCACCUCUUUAAACAUUUCUGGGAAAAGGGUCUGCUUUUUGUUGUUUAUACCAGAUGUUAUUAGACAACUUUGUAGCAGAAAGUAGAGGAGAUUCUUCAUCUUGGUGGUCGAUUUUAGAGAAUUGUCUAACUGUGAAGAGUUUGUGAGCAAGGUUAAAUCUUGGUAAAUAACGCCAAGUGUUGAAUUUGCCGGGGUUAUCAUAUUUAUAGGUCGUCAUGAAGGCUUUACCGAAUGGCUACUUGCCUAAUUCUGGCGAAGGGGAAAGAAAAACAAUCAACUCAGAGUUAUGGCAUGCAUGUGCUGGACCCUUGGUUUCCUUACCUCCUGUUGGAAGUCUCGUCGUUUAUUUCCCUCAAGGACACAGUGAGCAAGUCGCAGCAUCCAUGCAAAAGGAGGCUGAUUUCAUACCCAGUUAUCCUAACCUUCCGUCCAAGUUAAUUUGCAUGCUUCACAAUGUUGCAUUACAUGCUGAUCCAGAAACUGAUGAGGUCUAUGCACAAAUGACCCUUCAACCUGUAAACAAAUAUGACAAGGAAGCAAUACUUGCAUCAGACAUGGGUCUGAAGCAAAGCCGACAGCCUGCUGAAUUCUUCUGCAAAACUCUUACAGCUAGUGACACAAGUACGCAUGGUGGAUUUUCUGUACCUCGUAGAGCAGCAGAGAAAAUAUUUCCACCUCUGGAUUUUUCAAUGCAACCUCCUGCUCAGGAGAUUGUUGCCAAGGAUUUGCAUGACAAUACAUGGACAUUCAGACAUAUUUAUCGCGGACAACCAAAGAGGCAUCUGCUGACUACUGGUUGGAGUGUCUUUGUCAGCACAAAAAGACUAUUCGCUGGAGAUUCUGUUCUUUUUAUUAGGGAUGCAAAACAGCAGCUUCUUGUGGGUACAAGGCAUGCCAAUAGACAACAACCUGCUCUCUCUUCAUCGGUCAUAUCCAGUGACAGCAUGCAUAUAGGCAUUCUUGCUGCUGCAGCUCAUGCUGCUGCAAACAACAGCCCAUUUACCAUAUUUUACAAUCCAAGAGCUAGCCCUGCAGAAUUUGUAAUUCCAUUGGCCAAGUAUAAUAAAGCCAUGUACACCCAAGUUUCCCUUGGAAUGAGGUUUAGAAUGAUGUUUGAGACUGAGGAGUCAGGAGUUCGUCGAUACAUGGGUACAAUUACAGGGAUCAGUGACUUGGAUCCUGUGCGAUGGAAAAAUUCACAGUGGCGCAAUCUUCAGGUUGGAUGGGAUGAAUCAACAGCUGGUGAGCGCCCAAGCAGAGUAUCAAUUUGGGACAUUGAACCAGUCGUUACUCCUUUCUACAUUUGCCCCCCUCCUUUCUUCAGGCCCAGGUUCUCCAAGCAACCAGGAAUGCCAGAUGAUGAUUUCGACAUGGAAAAUGCAUUCAAGAGAGCUAUGCCCUGGCUCGGCGAUGACUUUGGCAUGAAAGAUGCCUCAAGUUCAAUGUUUCCUGGUUUGAGUUUAGUUCAGUGGAUGAGCAUGCAGCAGAACAACCAGUUAUCUGCUACACAAUCAGGAAUGUUCCCAUCUAUGCUUUCAUCCAAUUCCCUUCAGAAUAACCUCAGCACUGAUGAUCCAUCCAAAUUAUUGAGCUUUCAAAACCCUGUCCUCUCUGCAUCAAAUCUUCAAUUUAACAGACCAAAUUUACCAAACCAAGUCAACCAAUUGCAACAAGCCCCAACAUCAUGGCCUCAGCAGCAGCAGCAGCAGCAGCAGAUGCAAUCCUUGUUGCAAGCACCUGUAAACCAGCUCCAGCAGCAGAGGCAGCAGCCGCAGCCGCAGCUGCAGCCGCAGCCACACCAGCUUCCUGAGCCACAAAAUAUGACGCCGCAGCAGCAGCAGCAGCCACCACCCCAGUUGCAGCAACAGCGAGUACAACAACCACAGCAGCAGCAGCAAUCAUGUCAACAGGCCAUUAUAAACAAUGGGGUGAUUGGUUCUAGCCAAAUUCCAAAUCCGAGUGUGCAACAAUCAAUAGCCUACUCUCAGCUUCAGCAGCAGCAGUUACUGUCAGCCAGCAUGCCUCUUCAGCAAAAUAUUCAAUCAGCUAGCAAAAAUACAUUCCCACUCACAACCUUAUCACAAGAUUCACAGUUUCAGCCACAGAUAGACCCACAAGCUACUCUCUUGCAGAGGCAGCAGCAGCAGCAGCAACAAUCCCAAUUGCAGAUAUUCCAACAGAGCUUGUCACAGAGGGCCCCACAACAACCCCAAGUGGCUCAGUUGCCACCACAAAACCUGUCAGAACAACAGUUGCACAUACAGUUGCUACAAAAAUUGCAGCAGCAACAACAGCAGCAGCAGCAGCAGCAGCAAUUUCUUUCUCCAGCUAGUUCACUUUUGCAGCCUCAGCUGCUACAGCAACAGCAAGCACAUGUACCAAACCAACAACUACCACAGCCGACUCUGUCUCAGCAUCAGCCUCAGCCUCAGCAGCUCAGCAACAAUGCAUUAUCUGCAGAGAAGCUUCUGGUCAGCAACGGCUUUUCUUCUUCACCUCUGAUACAACCACAACAGGUUCCUUUGAAUCAAGCCCAGAAUACACCAAAACCACUUACAACUACCAAAGCUCCUUCUAGUCUUACAGAUGGAGAUGCCCCGUCAUGUUCAACCUCACCAUCAACUAAUAACUGCCAGGUAUCUCCACCAAACCUUCUGAAGAGAAAUCAACAAAUGCCAGCAACAUUAGGGGGGAGCUUGGUGGUUGAGCCCACAAAUAAUCUGGUACAGGAGCUACAGGGAAAGUCUGACAUCCAGGUCAAACAUGAGUUGCCAGGUGUUAAAGGGCCUGAUCAGCUAAAGUAUAAAGGGGCAAUAACUGAUCAAUUGGAAGCCUCUUCUUCUGGAACAUCUUAUUGCCUUGAUCCUUGCAGUGUGCAGCCAAACUUUACCCUUCCCAAUUUCUGCAUGGAUGGGGAUGUCCAAUCGCAUCCUCGGAACAAUGUUCCAUUUGCCUCUAAUCUUGAUGGAUUAACGCCUGAUACUUUGCUCUCUAGAGGGUAUGACUCACAAAAAGAUCUUCAAAAUUUGCUCUCUAACUAUGGGGGUGCUCCGAGAGAUAUAGAAACUGAGCUGUCGACUGCUGCUAUCAGCUCUCAGUCAUUUGGUGUGCCCAGCAUGCCCUUUAAGCCUGGCUGCUCAAGUGAUGUUGCCAUUAAUGAAGCUGGGGUUUUGAAUAAUAGCUUGUGGGCUAACCAGACUCAGCGAAUGCGAACAUAUACUAAGGUUCAAAAACGUGGCUCCGUUGGAAGGUGCAUUGAUGUCACUCGUUACAAGGGAUAUGAUGAACUCAGACAUGACUUGGCUCGUAUGUUUGGGAUUGAGGGGCAAUUGGAAGAUCCUCAAAGGACUGACUGGAAACUAGUAUAUGUAGAUAAUGAAAAUGACAUUCUUCUUGUUGGAGACGACCCUUGGGAAGAAUUUGUGAGCUGUGUUCAGAGCAUAAAGAUACUGUCAUCUGCUGAAGUACAGCAAAUGAGCUUAGACGGGGAUUUAGGUAACGUUCCAAUAUCCAACCAAGCUUGUAGUGGAACAGACAGUGGUAAUGCAUGGAGGGGACCAUAUGAUGAUAACUCGGCUGCCUCAUUUAAUCGAUAAAGAUGUCAGAGCAGUCUAUUUGUAUAUUAUGAAAGCCCGAGGACCAACUGUGUCCUUGACAGUUCUGCUCAUUGUCUUGCCUCUCUAUGACUGAAGAAAGGAGCCAUAAUCAUUUGAAGUGAUGCAGCUGGUUAGGUAUAGUAGGAGAUUGUUGCCCAAAUGGAUUCUAAUGGGGAUAAGUUUAGGAUCUUAGAUGUAGAAGUAGCAGAUUCGGUUAUUGUUCUCGUGUUAUUGCCUCAAAUCUGCAUUUCUCGUUGCUGCUGUUUUAGGAAAAUUUUUCCCCUUUUUGGCUAAAUGCAGCGGUAUAGGCCAAGUAGUGUAUAAUAGAUGGUUCUGAUAUGAAAUUAUUUUUUGGUUUACACUUCAUAACUCUGUAAAUCAUGUGGUGAAAGUGCAAAAUGUUGUAACCAUAGUGAUGACUCGGACGGUUGACAAUGGUUGAAAAUUCUAACUUUUUUAGCAGCGACCAGGCUGUUUCCUAGGCGUCAA
Molecule: messenger RNA, 4597 nt
Organism: Neltuma alba
Lineage: Eukaryota; Viridiplantae; Streptophyta; Magnoliopsida; Fabales; Fabaceae
Product: auxin response factor 19-like
Exons: 13
Coding region: 728-4108 (1126 amino acids)
Biological process (GO): response to hormone; regulation of DNA-templated transcription
Cellular component (GO): nucleus
Molecular function (GO): DNA binding
Source: RefSeq, a predicted model, not a curated record